Messenger RNA from Drosophila albomicans, 1376 nucleotides. RefSeq lists its product as uncharacterized. The coding region runs from base 607 to 960 and encodes 117 amino acids. The transcript has 4 exons. NCBI's taxonomy places the organism in Eukaryota, Metazoa, Arthropoda, Insecta, Diptera, Drosophilidae. The record is from RefSeq and is a predicted model, not a curated record.
CAAAAAACAACAACUAUAGUGUACGGUCGACAGUUCAGAGCUGUUUCCCACGAAGAAUGCAAAGAACAUUGCAACACAAAUUGUUUGGAUUUGGAUUAUAAAAGAACCGUCGACAAUUAUACUAUAGAUUUACAAAAAUCUUGCAUAGAUAUUCUGAUCGGUUGCAAAACUGGCCAAAUAACGUGGUAGUUGAAGCCACAAGAUGUUCGAAUACAAUUAUUAUUUUUACUCUCAAUAUUAUUAUACUUCCAUAAAUAAAUUAUAUUAUAUGCAAUAUUAUAAAGGCGUUUAAGUAAGUUUAAAUUUGUAUCUUAUUAAUAGUUUUCAAAUUGUAACGAUUUUUCCUAAUUCGCCCAAACUAAAUUCGCCGCAUAUGCAUCACAUGCAAUUUGUCAUUUCUAUUUUUAGUCAACGCAAUUGCAUUUAAUUUAAUUUAUCCACGCUUUCGUAUAUAAGCUUGAGUUUGUUAUCAAUUGUGGACAAAGCAUAACGGAUGGCAUUGUGUGAAGGUUGGCAGAAAACAGAAAUAAACUUGAAGAUUAAAAAGUUUACUUUGAUUUUAAAAAGAAGUAAAUAAGUAAAUAAAAAUAUAGUCCACCGAUCAUAAUGAAAAUUGUGAUAUUUGUGUGUUUACUUCCUCUGAGUUUGGGAGCAAGGUGGCAUAUAAGUAAUUGUCCUUCGGAGUGUCCCGAUACUGAGGAUAUAGUCUGGGCCAUGGGUCAAUACUGCAAUGUGUUUCGCAACAAAUGCUUCUUUGAUGGCGUCAAUUGCUUUCGAUGGUCAAUAUUUAUGCGACCCAUGAGAAUAGUCGACAAAGUAGAGUGUCAAAAGCAUUGCGACUCAGAUUGCUCGAAAAAAGGUCCUCCAGUAGUUGAAUACUACAAAACCGAAGUGAAACAUUUCAGAAAUAUAUGCGAAAGUAUUUUGCACACCUGUCGAACUGGACAAAUAUUCGAGUAACAUGGAAAUGGAUUUCCUUUAAAUAUACUUUAAGUAUUUUAGUUGUAUUCAUUUUUUUUAUUUCUCAAUAUUUUAUUUACCAUAAUAUACAAGUAUGUACACUUAGGUAAGAAAAUUUAUAAUAAUCAUUCCCUUUCAGUUUGAAAUAUUCAAUUUUAUUUAGUCGAAAAAUACUAUGUAAUAUAAGUUAAACAUCGAGUAAAUUAUAAAGAUUUUUAGAAAAUUUGUUUGUCUUGUAAUAAUAAGAAGCCUUAAUAGCUAAAAUCCAAGCCUCUGUGUAGCGCAUAAUAUAAACAUGCAUAUUCACUAUUGAUGCUAUUAAGAGUCAAAACGUUUUAAACAAAUGAUUAGCAUAACAUUUGCAUUAAUAUGUUAAUAAAACAAAUUGACUGCGUUUAAACUUACUCUUUUAACCU